CAGAGGUGGUUCUUUUUUGCCGCUGGAAAAGUUGGAACAAAAAUAAAAGUUGAAAAUUUUCAACUUUUUUUUUCUUUACGGCGGAAAAAAUAUUUUCAACCAAUCAAAUCGACUUAAAUUGGACAAAAAUGGUAGCUGAAAUUGCUGGAUGUAGAGUAAACAAACAACAAAAUGGCAAACAACACUAGUAGUGAUGAAACUUCAAGGGAAGACGAAAUGAUUAUAAGAAACAAGUUAUUUUUUGAGCAUGUGAAGCGACAACAGAGAAUUUGUAGCAUUGGACAACCAAGAACACCGCAGAUACGUGUGCGAUAUCCUGUUCGUUCUGCUGUGGUGAUCCCUUCAGCACCAGCAGCUAGUGCCACAGUUACAUCUCCCCUUCCAUCACCUGUAUCUUGUUUUCAACAACGCUUUUCUGGCAUUAUAAGUCCUGGCAUUGUUUCUGGCAUUGCAAGUCCUUCAGUUCCAAGUGCCCAAGAGAAUGCUGAUGAUUCAGAACAGCAGCAAGAUCUUGCUGAUAAAUCUACUUGUGAAGAAGAACGUGAAGAACUCUCUGUGCAUGAAAGGUUAGUAAACCUAAUGCCAGAGUACUCGUGCAUAUGGAAAGUGUACUCAACAGAAUACAAAGACAAAGACAGAAAAAUAAGGUCCUGGGAGGAAAUUUCAAAAAGAUUGGGAGACAUUGAUGUGGAAUAUCUGAAAAAGGAAUGGGAGAAGUUGCGUGACAACUAUCGGAAGUGCCUUCAACGAAGAGAGAAGAUGACACGUUCAGGGGCAGGCAACAAAAAGCUGCCCACUUGCAAUUUUUUUGCUGAGCUGGAUUUCCUGAAAGACGUUUCACUGCUUCGAAAAACUACAUCAAAUGUACCCAUACCUAUUGAAAGUCAAACUGUUGACGAUGAUUUGCAGGAGAACGUUGAGCCAUUAAGAAGGAAAUCUGCCAAAAGAAAAGCAGAUUUACAAAUGAGUGUUGAUGCUUUGUUAAUAAAAGCAUUAAGUGAUGACAACAAUAAGGAAGUUGCUCCUUCAAAAGCUGAAAAUGAUUCUGAAACUUCGUUUUUACUUAGUUUUGUACAUACUUUGAAGGAGUUAUCAAACCGAAAACAACAAUAUGCGAAAAUGAAGAUAAGUGAACUGUUUUAUAACUUGACAGAGGAAGAAUAAGUUACAUCAUAUACAAUAUAUAUAGACUUAUUAUGUAUAUAUUACAAAGUUAUCACAUAUCUGCAGUUGUAUUUACUAUAUCCCAUUGCCAACUUAAU
Hydractinia symbiolongicarpus is the source of this 1262-nucleotide messenger RNA. RefSeq lists its product as uncharacterized. The record is from RefSeq and is a predicted model, not a curated record. The transcript has 2 exons. Gene Ontology annotation, molecular function: DNA binding. Lineage: Eukaryota; Metazoa; Cnidaria; Hydrozoa; Anthoathecata; Hydractiniidae. Bases 172 to 1164 code for a protein of 330 amino acids.